CUGUGGGUGAGGGAAUUGUUUGCAAUGUGAUCUAGUGGCGAAGGAGGAGGAGGAGGAGAGAGAGAGAGAGAGGGGGAGAACAUGCCUGCUGAUGUUGCUGUCUCAUUGAGCCUCGCUACCCUCCUGCUGACCACAUGGAACACGCUGAUGGUGACAGCCACAGUGCCAGUGGCUCCAGUCAACGUAUCGGUAAGUCAGCUGAGAUCAGACUCCGCCCUCAUCAUCUGGAGUGUACCACAGGGAGACAUUGUCAUCGGAUACGUCAUCUCACAACAGGUGACUACCUCAUGAAGCUGGUUGAGAGAAUGCCAAGAGUGUGCAAAGCUGUCAUCAAGGCAAAGGGACUACUACUGUGGAAAAUCUCAAAUAGGCAGGAUGGGCUGAUGCAGCGCUCCAUUCGGGAGGUGAACUCGUCAAGUCGAGCGUGUGUGUUGUGGGACCUGGAUGAAGACACACACUACAGCGUACAGGUCCAGUCCAUAGGUCUUCAGGGAGACAGCCAGCCCAGUCACACUGUCCACUUCAGGACCCUGGAGAAGACUGAUCACUACCCUAUAGGAAGCAUAGACGAUGACCCGACCAUGGAAGGGAUGGAUCUGACCCCUAACCUGCAGACAGGAGAACUACUCAUCGUCACCACUGUACUGCUACUCUGGGCAGCGGUAAUAGCUCUGUUCUGUCGUCAGUAUGACAUCAUCAAGGACAAUGACUACAAGGACAAACCCAAACGCCCCUCUGUUCGGACCGAACCAUCUUACUACAGCACCAGCGUCUCGGCUCAGAGCACGCCACUCUACUACAAUGGGGGGGUGCAAGGCAGCAAGGUGAUAAACAAAGUUUUAAUCUACAAGGAUGUGUUUGUGUCAUCAGUGUAUAACUCAACUCUUCUCUCUGUCAGUUCCACAGGACCUCCUCUUCCUCUUCCAUCAUCAGAGUGUGACAGGAUCUCCUCCUCCUCCAUCAUCAGUCUGUGACAGAGCCUCCUCCUCUUCCUCCUCCAUCAUCAGUCUGUGACAGGAUCUCCUCCUCUUCCUCCAUCAUCAGUCUGUGACAGGACCUCCUCAUCCUCCUUCUCCAUCAUCAGUCUGUGACAGGAUCUCCUCCUCUUCCUCCAUCAUCAGUCUGUGACAAAGCCUCCUCCUCCUUCUCCAUCAUCAGUCUGUGACAGGAUCUCCUCCUCCUCCUCCUCCAUCAUCAGUCUGUG
Oncorhynchus mykiss (rainbow trout) is the source of this 1204-nucleotide messenger RNA. The record is from RefSeq and is a predicted model, not a curated record. Lineage: Eukaryota; Metazoa; Chordata; Actinopteri; Salmoniformes; Salmonidae.